This is a messenger RNA of Zymoseptoria tritici IPO323, 498 nucleotides long. RefSeq lists its product as uncharacterized. Lineage: Eukaryota; Fungi; Ascomycota; Dothideomycetes; Mycosphaerellales; Mycosphaerellaceae. The record is from RefSeq and is a predicted model, not a curated record. The transcript is spliced from 3 exons. The coding region runs from base 1 to 498 and encodes 165 amino acids.
AUGGCCUCCAGCCGGGUCAUGAUCUUGACGUCCAGCGGGCUCGUCGAGUCGGCACUUCCUUGCAUUUGGAUCUGCCCCAAUCGCAAGGAGUGGACUCGUCGAUCUUCGGAUAUCGAGCACGAAGUACGAUGGCUUGUGCGAUUAGAAGGUCGUCUUCUCCAAGCUCCUCCACCUCGACGUGCUCCUCCAGCGCGACGACAAAUCGAGCCACAGCAGCUGAUUCUCUCGCGUUCCAGAGACCUUCAAUCCGCGGACAGGCGUCCAGAAGGUCAACCGCCUUUCGGCGAAGACUGGGCUCUCGACACAGUCGUGCCACGUAGACGAGAAGAGCGGCAUAGGAAUUCCGGAGAGUCAAGUGCCGUCUCUGCCGAUAGAUGCCACGAGCCGACUGCUAGAAUGCAGUGCUUGAUCGCUGGCACAGACCCGUACAUCUGCAGCAAAGUCUCGGUCCAGACGUAUAUCAUGGGAACGCUGGAGGCAAGCCCGGAGCGACGAUAG